AUCUGAAAAGUAAGUAAUUGGGUAAACAUAUUGGUACAGUAUUUCACACAUUCGUGUACAAAGUACAUUUAUUGUAAAAUGAACUGUACCGGAAGUUGGAUUGGGAUGCGCAGCAGCUACGGGAGAAACGUCCGCUAUGGCUGAGACUCACAGCUUGCAGGAUCUCCAACAGCCAGCUGUUUCCUCUAAAGUGUUCAUACAGAGAGACUACAGCUCAGGAACCAUAUGCAAGUUCCAGACCAAGUUUCCCUCUGACCUGGAAUCAAGGCUCGAUAAGCAACAGUUUGAAGAGACCAUCCAGACACUCAACAACCUGUAUGCAGAAGCAGAGAAACUGGGGGGGAAGUCUUACCUGGAAGGGUGUCUGGCUUGUCUGACUGCCUACACCAUCUUUCUCUGUAUGGAGACACACUACGAAAAGGUGUUAAAGAAGAUUGCGAGAUACAUUAAGGACCAAAAUGAAAAGAUUUAUGCUCCCAGGGGUUUGCUGCUGACAGACCCCAUAGAAAGAGGCCUCAGAGUUGUAUCCUUAACCUGGCUAAUACUGUCUAUAAUCCAAAUUGUCUUAAAAAUAAUGAAUCCCUCCCACACAAGAUGUGUGUGACAUUGUGCCAUUUCCUUAACUUGCCAUUUUCCAGGUUGAAAUUACCAUCUUUGAAGACAGAAGUAUUGGCUCCGGCAGAUAAAGUGUCCAGCAGGAUGUCAUUCGGGUCCAUUUCUGAUAAAAA
Messenger RNA from Melanotaenia boesemani (Boeseman's rainbowfish), 728 nucleotides. It is a transcript of the gene golga7, whose product is annotated as golgin A7. Gene Ontology annotation, biological process: protein targeting to membrane; peptidyl-L-cysteine S-palmitoylation; Golgi to plasma membrane protein transport. The record is from RefSeq and is a predicted model, not a curated record. Lineage: Eukaryota; Metazoa; Chordata; Actinopteri; Atheriniformes; Melanotaeniidae. Gene Ontology annotation, cellular component: Golgi stack; palmitoyltransferase complex. The coding region runs from base 137 to 604 and encodes 155 amino acids. The transcript has 6 exons.